Drosophila miranda is the source of this 555-nucleotide messenger RNA. RefSeq names its product protein tantalus-like. The transcript has a single exon. The coding region runs from base 1 to 555 and encodes 184 amino acids. The record is from RefSeq and is a predicted model, not a curated record. Lineage: Eukaryota; Metazoa; Arthropoda; Insecta; Diptera; Drosophilidae.
AUGGUUCGGCGCCAAGUGCCGCCGCGCGCCUGCAAGAGCAAGAGCCAGAGCGCCGCCAGGCCCAGUCUUAGUCCCAGCCGCCUGGCCAAGAAGCCCAGCCUGACGCCGACCACCGGUUCUCAGGCGCCAUCGCAGACCAUCGCAAAGUCGAGGCCCACCGGUCUCGAGACGAUUUUUGAACGGCCCGGCAAUGAGGACGACGGGCCCACCAGCAGCCAUGCCGUGGCAUUCGGCGAGUGCCAGCGCCGCGUCCUCGCCCUGGGUACGGGCGAAAAAAAAAGAACCCUGUCGCAGAAGAGCUGCCUGAAGGUGCGCAACACCUUGGGCGAACGCAGCACCCGGCACAUGAUGACACUGCGGGCGUCCCGCACUACUUUGGACAGCGUAAUGCUCGGGGGCUCGGACGAUGAAGGCGAGUCGGUCGGAGACGCUCCCGCAGUCGCUCCCGUAGCUGCUCCCGAAGUCGUUCCCGCUGGAGGAAAUGCCGGUACAAAUCAGCCGGCACCAUUCGUGCUGCGCACCAGCAGGAGGCUCAAGAGUCUGCCUCCGUUUUAG